Drosophila arizonae is the source of this 1465-nucleotide messenger RNA. It is a transcript of the gene escl, whose product is annotated as embryonic ectoderm development protein escl. The record is from RefSeq and is a predicted model, not a curated record. Gene Ontology annotation, molecular function: protein binding. Lineage: Eukaryota; Metazoa; Arthropoda; Insecta; Diptera; Drosophilidae.
CUUUUCUCCUAGCAAGGUGGCAACGCUGCGGCAGUGCGAAAAAAGUAAACAAUUUGGCGAGUGGCGCAAUGACGGAAAAUAGUUCUAGCGAAGGUAAAGAGGAACAUUUAGUAAUUGGAGGAGAUGUCAUAGCAUCCGAAGUAUCACCUCAAAUAACUGACACGUCCCCGGUGGCUAUACCCAUUGUCGAUAUCGAGGACACGCACUCCCUGGACUCGGCCAGCGUCUUUAGCUCGACAACAACAACAACAACACGCAGUAAAAGCAAAUCCCCUAAUACACGAAAACUAAGAAGAUUGUGUCGACGGGCGAAGGUGCCAAAAAUGGUGCAGCCUUCAUACAAAUAUAGCCAUCAUGUGCGCGAGGAUCACAAUCAUCAAAUAUUUGGCGUUCAGUUCAAUCCCCAUCUGGAUAGAAGCCAAGCCGUGUUCGCCACUGUGGGUAAAGAUCGUGUCUCUAUUUAUGAAUGCGUUAAAAAUAAUAUUGAAGCCGAGUCUGGCGAUGCAGACACCAUACGUUUGCUGCAGGUUUAUGCAGAUCCGGAUACAGAUGAAAGUUUCUACACUUGUGCUUGGUCUUAUGAUGCUGCAACCGGUGAUCCGGUUCUGGCAGCAGCUGGUUAUCGUGGCGUAAUACGUAUUUUCAAUAUCAUCAAGCAUCAGUGCGCGAAGAAUUAUAUUGGCCAUGGGCAUGCGAUAAAUGAAUUGAAAUUUCAUCCAAUUUUACCGCAAUUGUUGCUCUCGGGCAGCAAGGAUCACUCUUUGCGCUUGUGGAAUAUACAAACGGAUGUUUGUGUCGCUGUUUUCGGCGGCGUCGAGGGCCAUCGGGACGAAGUGCUAUCAAUCGAUUUCGAUUUGAGAGGCGAUCGCAUUAUGUCCAGCGGCAUGGAUCAUUCGCUUAAGCUUUGGCGCCUCAAUAAGCCCGAAAUUAAGGAGGCCAUUGAGCUAAGCUCGAGCUUUAAUUCCAGCAAAAAUACGGCACCAUUUCCUACUAUAAAGGAGCAUUUUCCAGACUUCUCCACUCGAGACAUUCAUCGCAAUUAUGUGGACUGCGUUCAGUGGUUUGGUGAUUUUAUAUUUUCCAAGUCGUGUGAGAACUCGAUUGUGUGCUGGAAGCCGGGUAAGUUGUUUGCACAGCGCCAUGAGAUCAAGCCACAGGAUUCGACAACUGUUCUCCAUCAUUUCGAUUAUAAAAUGUGCGAGAUUUGGUUUGUGCGGUUCGCGUUUAAUGCGUGGCAAAAAGUCCUCGCUUUGGGCAAUCAGCUGGGCACAACAUUUGUCUGGGAGCUGGACUCAAAUGAUCCGAACUUGACCAAAUGCAGCCAACUUGUACAUCCCAAAUGCACGUCAACCAUUAGACAAACUUCAUUCUCCAAGGAUGGAUCUAUUUUGAUUUGUGUAUGUGAUGAUAGCACAGUUUGGCGCUGGGAUCGCGUUAAUUAAGAUACAUAUAUCAGAACUAAAAU